CCUCUCCCCCAGAUCAGCCACUCAGAGGAACGUCUUUGCCGAGUAGUCCUUGUUCGUAGGGUUUAAUCAGUAAAAGGAAAAUAACAGGUAGCGCCAUCCGCCGCUUUAUUUCCCCGUGGCCAAAUUUGCAUCUGAAGGAUUACAAUCCCACCGCUUGGCCACGACAUAUGUGACUAUCUGCGCCUUUCGACAGACAGAAAAAAACAGACAACACCCGCGUUUAGCUACAAUGUGUGACUGAGUAUCACCGCAAGCCAGCGAACUCGUGUGACACACCAUCGAGAGGCAGCUGUUAUGGGCUGAAGCCCGACUCAACAACUAAAUCAAUCGAGGUCGGGAUUGGGUACACGCAUCCUUAAUAACGUCAACAUUGUGGAUAUGGAAUGGUGCAUGCCAGUGCCCCAAGUUUACAGCCUCUGAAGAGCAGCGAGAUCAUGGAAAUUCAUCCUCUGGGUAGUAGACUUUGUCCACAUCCUUUGGACAAAGAGGAUGGCAUAGAGAAGCAAGGUCCUGUCACUCUCAACCCCAGGCACAUGCGAAAGGCCUUCAAAGUUAUGAAUGAGCUACGCAGUCAGAGCCUGCUGUGCGAUGUGACCAUAGUAGCGGAGGACGUAGAGAUCACUGCUCACAGGGUGGUCCUCGCUGCCGGGAGCCCCUACUUCCAUGCUAUGUUCACAGGGGAAAUGGCAGAGAGCAGGGCGAAGCGGGUGAGGAUAAAAGAGAUGGGGGGCUGGACACUUGGCCUGCUCAUCGACUACAUCUACACAGCGGAGAUACAGGUCACGGAGGAGAAUGUACAGGCCCUGCUUCCCGCUGCGGGCCUGCUGCAGCUGAGCGAGGUGAAGAAGGCCUGCUGUGACUUCCUGAGCUCCCAGCUCCACCCCUCCAACUGUUUGGGGAUCCGGGCCUUCGCAGACCUGCACGCCUGCUGCCAACUCCUCACGCAGGCCAACAGUUACGCCGAGCAACACUUCCCCGAGGUGGUGGCCAGUGAAGAAUUCCUGAACCUGGGCAUGGAACAGGUGUCCAGCCUCAUCGCCAGCGACAAGCUCACCAUUCCUACUGAGGAGAAGGUCUUUGAAGCGGUGAUUGCUUGGGUCAAUCAUGAUAAAGAUGUUCGUCAGGAACACCUGGCUCAACUCAUGGAGCACGUGCGCCUGCCGCUACUCUCCAGAGAAUAUCUGGUGCAGAGGGUGGAGGAGGAGUCUCUGGUGAAGAACAGCAGUGCGUGUAAAGACUAUCUGAUCGAGGCCAUGAAGUACCACCUGCUGCCGGCUGAUCAGAGGGCCCUGAUGAAGACCGCACGGACACAAAUGAGGACCCCAGCCUGCUGCCCUAAGGUGAUGGUGGUGGUGGGGGGCCAGGCUCCCAAGGCUAUCCGGAGCGUUGAAUGCUAUGACUUUGAGGAGCAGCGGUGGUACCAGGUGGCUGAACUCCCAACCAGGAGGUGCAGAGCAGGCGUGGUGUACGUGGGCGGCUGCGUGUACGCGGUCGGGGGCUUCAACGGCUCUUUGCGCGUGCGGACGGUGGACUGCUACGACCCGGCGGCGGACCGCUGGACCUGCGUGAGCAGCAUGCAGGACCGCCGCUCCACGCUGGGCGCCGCCGUGCUCAGCGGCCUGCUCUACGCCGUCGGGGGCUUCGACGGCAGCACCGGGCUGUCCACCGUGGAGGCGUACAACUCCAAGACGGACGAGUGGUUCCACGUCUUGCCCAUGAGCACCCGGAGGAGCAGUGUCGGCGUGGGCGUUGUCAACGGGAUUCUGUAUGCAGUGGGAGGGUAUGACGGGGCCACCAGACAGUGUCUGAGUACAGUAGAGGCCUACAAUCCAAACAGCAACACAUGGAGCUACAUCUCUGAGAUGGGCACCCGGCGGAGUGGGGCAGGCGUGGGCGUGUUGAAGGGGCUGCUGUACGCGGUGGGGGGUCACGACGGCCCGCUGGUGAGGAAGAGCUGCGAGGUGUUUGACCCGGCCACCAACGGCUGGCGCCAGGUGGCCGACAUGAACAUGUGCCGCCGCAACGCAGGCGUGUGUAUGGUGAACAACCUACUGUACGUGGUGGGCGGCGAUGACGGCAGCUGUAACCUUGCGUCCGUGGAGUUCUACAACCCUGCCUCCGACAAGUGGACUCUACUGGCGGCCUGCAUGAGCACCGGACGCAGCUAUGCAGGAGUGACGGUGAUCGACAAGCCCUUAUGACUGCCUCAGGGGCCAUCUUGUUGAUUUUGAGCAGUCGUCUGCUGAACACCCAUCUUGGAUCCGUCUUCGACGCCAGAGCUUGGACCUGAGGCUGCCUCAACGGGCCCUGCCAGAAAAUGAGCAAAUGAUGAUGAAGCUGAUGAGGAUGAUCAUGAAGAUGAAGAUUAAUGCACUUAAGAAACGGGGGAGGAACUCAACAACUGGGAGAUGUUAAAACCGUGUUUUUAAUCCUCUCGUGGCUAAACAAGCGACAGCGAACUGGAGUCGAACCAGUUUUAAGAACCACUACAACCGCAACGGUGUUGGAUUGCUACUGAAGAAGAGCUGUUGUAACUAUAACAUUAAGGGUCUUCUCUUUUUUUUGUUUUUCGUCUUAUCGUUGCUGAAACGGCAGGAAGUUCCCUAAUUAGGUAUUUUCCUUUUGAGAAUAGAACAGUGAGGGGAGCAUUAUGAAUGGAACGCCUUUAACUUUUUUUUAUCAUGCCAAGAAAUGUAUGGUUAAGUUUGUAUAGUGACUAAAUGGGUGCUCAACGUGUAAGCAUGUGUGCGCGUGCUUGCGUGUGUGCGUGUGUGCGUGUGUGUGUGUGUGUGUGUGUGUGUGUGUGUGUGUGUGUGUGUGUGCGCGUGUGCGCGCCUUUCGCUUGCGCAUGUGAGCAUGUACCGUAUGUGUGUGCGCCGCUCAUCACAGCCGUGCACCUGCAAGUCUCGCGCGUGGCGACGCCUGGUCGACGCACGGGGUCGCGACCUCUGCACUCUGAGCUCCGACCUUUUACAGUGUUCUCGUAUGUGGCUGUCCCUAAAGUGGCUGAAUGUGUUUUUUUAUUACACCUGAGUUACCCAAACCCUCCUAGCGUCCUAUGUUGUUGUUGCUCCCAGUGUGCUAUUAUGGGCCCAAGUGCCAAACGGGGACUUAUUGAGUUUACCUGCCAAGGAUCUAGGGGAUGUUUACUUGAUGGUAGCCGGUGUCAUUAGCACACCAGUCUGCAUGAUUCCAGCACAGCCUGUGGAAAGUGAUUGUAAAAGAGACAUUGUAUGCUUUCUUUGGGGUUGGGCGGGGGGGGGAUGGUAUGUUUGGGGAAAUAAAAGGCUUUUAUUGCGAUAUCUGUAUGGAAACACAGUAUGUUCGUGGGACCGAAGAAAAGACAGAGGGAGAAACUGUUGACGAGCGUUUCCAACAGUUUAUUUAUUUAUUAGUGUUUUACUGUCACUUGGCAGAACUCUCCGUUGUGGUUGUGACCACUGAUCACAGCAAGUUAAAUAUGGGCUGAACUCCAUGCAUGGUCCUGACCUUUAACCUCUCAAACCCACCCGGUUAACCCCCCCUCCAACUUCUCCCACCAUCCCCUAUCCCCUCUGUUAUAGCAAGCCUAUUAACUACUGCACACCCUGACUCGACAUGAAUGUGCCAACUUUAAUAUUGCUCUUUAUUUCUGUCGUUCUUUAUUAUUCUCUUUCUCUACUACUCACAACAUCGUCUUAUCUCCCUCUCUCUCUCUCUCUCUUUUCUGGAAAGUGACCAAACGACUUGAUUUUUCAGUUUUUUGCUCUAAUAUUUAAAGUUGCUACGAUGUUGAUUAAUAUCGCUGUCUCUUGUCAGAGGAAUGUUAUGUAGGCUAAUGAUCUUUGAAAUGUUUCACAACAUGUUUUAUAUUAUCAUUAAUAAAUAUGCUUCUUGUAUUUAAACGUGAAAGUAUGCCUCUUUAAAUUUUGCAGAAAUAUUAAAACGUUUUAACAUAA
This is a messenger RNA of Gadus macrocephalus (Pacific cod), 3938 nucleotides long. RefSeq names its product kelch-like family member 2 (gene klhl2). Gene Ontology annotation, molecular function: protein binding. The record is from RefSeq and is a predicted model, not a curated record. Lineage: Eukaryota; Metazoa; Chordata; Actinopteri; Gadiformes; Gadidae. The transcript has 15 exons. The coding region runs from base 384 to 2201 and encodes 605 amino acids.